Stegastes partitus (bicolor damselfish) is the source of this 1187-nucleotide messenger RNA. RefSeq lists its product as uncharacterized. Bases 1 to 1023 code for a protein of 340 amino acids. Gene Ontology annotation, biological process: response to bacterium. The record is from RefSeq and is a predicted model, not a curated record. The transcript has 5 exons. NCBI's taxonomy places the organism in Eukaryota, Metazoa, Chordata, Actinopteri, Pomacentridae.
AUGACAGCAGCACAGCUUGUCUUCUAUCUGACAUGUCUGUCUAUGGGGAAAAUGGCUCAGAUGGAUACCUUGAAAAUAUUCGCAUCUGUUCAUCAGCAGAAUCGUUUUCUAUCUGGUACAACUGGAGACGACGUGACUCUGCAAUGUUUCUACGAAGGAGAUGCAGUGAUGCUUUACUGGUACAAGCAAACUCUUGGACAGAAACCAAGGCUCAUCUCUACCUUCUACAAGCACGACAUAAACGCUACUUUUCACAAUGAAUUCAAGGGGGAUCCACGCUUCACGCUGUUUGCUGCAAAAGGUGAAAAUCACCUGAAGAUAACAGAUCUGCACGCUUCAGAUUCAGCUACUUACUUCUGUGCAAGUAGUUAUUUGUACACACUGGAAUUUGCGGAGGGCAUUAUCAUCAAUGUAAACCAGUCAGGUUGGAACAUCCGAACUUUGGUCCAGCAGUCGGCAUCUCAGACCGUCCAACCGGGAGACUCUGUGACUCUGAACUGUACGGUACAAACUGGGACCUGUGAUGGAGAACACAGUGUUCACUGGUUCAAAAGCGAAGAAGAUUCUCAACCCGGACUCAUUUACACCCACGGAGGCAGGAACGAUCAGUGUGAGAGAAAACCCAACGCACAAACCUGUGUCUACAACCUGCCGAUGAAGAGCCUGAACCUGUCUCAUGCUGGGACCUACUACUGUGCUGUCGCCUCAUGUGGACACAUUCUGUUUGGAAACGGGACCAAGCUGGACUUUGAGGAUGAGGGAGACUCUCUCGUCUUGGUGUACGUCUUGGGCGCGGCUGUCGCAUUCACCACCAUCCUGAGUGUUUUAUUGCUGAUCGACAAGAUAAAUACAUGCCUUUGUGCAGAAUGUCAUGCAAGACUUUCAGAUCCCUCCACAAAGACAGGAGAGGGACACAAACCUGAUGACCACCUCUGCUACAUCGCUUUGAGGGCGAUCAAUAGGUCAAGAAGACAGAAGGAUGAAACCUGGAGUGAAUGUGUGUACUUCAAUGUAAGGCAGUAGAGUUGGACGUGUUUCAUCUUUGUUUAAUUGAAACAUCUUUAUAUUAACUCAAAGUAUAAUAUACCUUCUGUAAAGACUUUUUUUUUUUUAGCGAUUUCAGGCAAAUGUUAUAACUGCAAAGCCUUCUGCUCCUGUAAACUCUUUAAAUAAACUUUUCAAUCACU